AUGCCUAUUCUUUAUCCAUCUAAAAAAUACCCUAGCAGCAGCCAUCGUCGUAGGCCUCCGCCGCCAGCCAAGAACGGAGCGCCGGCCGCCAGCUCCCUGCUCUCCGCCUCCCUGGAACGUCGGAUCUUGCCACCAUUCCAAACUCGUCGGCUCUCCCCACCCCCAAGGUCACAUCUCUCCCAUGGCUCCCCUCCAACCCUGAGUUCCUCGCAUAGGGCACGGACUGAAACCGGCGUGUGGAUCCAAGGCAUGCCGCCCCUCCUCCGACUAGCCAACCAUGGUGGCGUGGUUCCUCAUGCGGUCCUCCUCCGACCAGCCAAUCAUAGCGGCGUUGUUCGUCUGACUUGCGCAGGGGCUCUUCUCUCCCAUCGGUCGGCGCCUCGACUUCGAAUCCUACAGCCGGCACCUCGACUUCAGCUUGCACAGACCAGCAUCCUUUGUUGCCAGAUCUUAACCACACCGAGUUCCUCUGGUCGUCGUCGUGAACCUCCAAGCAGAUAA
Molecule: messenger RNA, 501 nt
Organism: Triticum turgidum subsp. durum (durum wheat)
Lineage: Eukaryota; Viridiplantae; Streptophyta; Magnoliopsida; Poales; Poaceae
Source: the annotation of a GenBank genome assembly